GGAGUACAACCGAUUGGCCUUUUUGGAUUUCGCUGGAAGGCGAAUAGAGUGAGAGAGGGAGUUCGUCUCGCGGUUCAGAUUCAGAGGACGUUCCUCAAUUUCCUAGGGUUUCGGAGUGGAGAAAGAGAGAGGUGCAGGUUCGAGGCUUCUUGGAGGCAUCGGAUCUAAAGAGGGGAAUCAGAGCUCUGGUUUUAGCUCUGCUUGGAAAGAGAUACGGAGCUUGGAACCAUUAUUAUCUAACAAUAAUCGGUUUCUCUGGAAGCUCGAGUUUUGGGAAGCGAACAUUUUUCCGUUGUUUUCCUCCCUUCCCUCAUCCUUUGGGAGUAAUUUGCUGGCGAUAGGCCUUAAUAAACAAAACUGGCGCAGUUGGGCACAGAGGAUUUAUAAUUUUUGAUUUAGGGAUCUGGCAGGGAAAUAACAAUGGAGCGGUCUAUGUUGGAAAUUAUUAUGGAUGCUCGGAGUGGUGGAGGUGAAUCGAUCUUUGCAUCAAUGAAAUUUGCUGUUCUACCAAUUGCAAAGGUCUUUACCAUGUGUUUUAUGGGAUUUCUCAUGGCCUCCAAGUAUGUCAAUAUUCUUCCUGCAAAUGGCCGGAAGCUUCUAAAUGGGCUAGUUUUUUCUCUUCUUCUUCCUUGCUUGAUAUUCUCUCAACUUGGACGAGCAAUCACUUUGCAAAAAUUGGUAGAGUGGUGGUUUAUCCCCGUUAAUAUAAUUUUGGCAACGAUAUCAGGGUCACUAGUAGGUCUAGUUGUUGCAUCAAUUGUUCGACCCCCAUACCCAUACUUCAAGUUCACCAUCAUACAUAUUGGUAUUGGGAACAUUGGAAAUAUACCUCUUGUUCUGAUUGCAGCUCUAUGUCGAGACAUAUCCAAUCCUUUUGGUGACUCUAGCAAAUGCAGCCAAGAUGGAAAUGCGUACAUCUCCUUUGGUCAGUGGGUUGGUGCAAUCAUUCUGUACACAUAUGUGUUUCAGAUGCUUGCACCACCACCAGGUGAAACCUUUGAUGGCACUGAAGAGGAGACGCUUCCAACUAAGAACCCUGUUAACAAUGCUGCACCCGAACAAGCACCUUUACUAACUUCUGAAGACCCUGGAACAACAGGGCUGGAUUCUUCAAAAUGGGGAAAACUAAUCAGCCAGUUAUGGUAUCUUGUAGAAAAAUUGAAGUUAAAGCAAAUUUUUCAGCCCCCAAUUAUUGCUUCUAUACUGGCAAUCAGUAUUGGUACAGUACCGUUUUUAAAGCACUUCAUUCUCAUGGAUGAUGCUCCACUCUUCUUCUUCACUGACAGCUGUCUCAUUCUUGGGGAAGCGAUGAUUCCUUGUAUUUUGCUUGCUUUGGGUGGUAAUCUUGUUGAUGGUCCAGGUGCAGGGAGUAGAAAGCUUGGAUUUCGAACAAUGGCUGCCAUCAUAUUUGGGCGGUUGGUCUUGGUUCCUCUAUCAGGGCUUGGCAUUGUCACUAUGGCUGACAAGCUUGGAUUCAUCCCUAAGGGUGACAAGAUGUUCAAAUUUGUUCUUCUACUUCAGCAUUCGAUGCCUACUUCUGUGCUAUCUGGUGCGGUGGCUAAUUUACGAGGUUGCGGGAAGGAAGCAGCUGCUGUUCUAUUUUGGGUUCAUAUUUUUGCUGUUCUCUCUAUGGCCGGAUGGAUUGUUCUUUAUCUAGGCAUACUUUUCUGAAGGCCUAGUCCAUCAUUGUCAUGGCGCAGCUCGAAUCCUUUCCUUUUCUCCAAUCAUUCCAUUCCAUCAUCGCCGUUGGGAAAGUGGAUGUGAUUAGAGACACAAUCACUCCAUUUUUCACUUGCAGAGUGGAUGUAUUUUUUGGGUAGAAAGGUUCCUAAUUUUCUGCCUGUCUCCUGCAUUCAUUUAUUUAUUUGGACAGAUAAGUCUACAUCAUACGAUUGAUUAAACACAAUCUGGCAGAGGCUGGUGAUCGUUUAAUAGGCGAUAUCAUUUUGUUACAACAAUUGCAAUGCUAUAAAUAUGCAUUAUAUCAGGUUAGUGAUGGCGCAUAAUAUCAGGUUCGGUACCGUGAAGAAGGCGCGUUGUCCCUUGAAGGACCCAGUUCAGAUGGAGGCCAUGCUGAUAUUGCCGGUAGAGGAACUGAUAAAGUUCAAGGCAGCAAAAGGAGAAGAGGGCACAGGUUUGAGUUAAGAACAGAUGUGCAAUGGAAGCGUUUCUGUCAACGUGUGGUUUCAAUCAUCUAAUAAAGAACCAACUAAUUGGGACUUUUUUUUUUGUGUUGGGAAAUUAUGUUAUUUAACUUUUAUUACGUUUUAAUGAAGCCGCCUUUUGGUCCUCGUACGCCACUGAAACAGUUCCGGUCCAUGUGUAGUCUUGUUGGCCUGAACAUUUAUUUGAUAUCAAUAUCCCCGACAAAUCUUUCCUCGCCGUCAGCCCACCAGUUUGGACGCCGGCCUUUCCUGGUCACUGAACAAUUUCUAAGACGCCGGCGCUCUAGAGAAACGCUAAAAAUUAAAAAUUUUGAUUCCCUUCUGUUUCAUUAUGUAUGAACUUUUUAGUUAUUAGAUACUUCUUGUGCAAUCAUAAAACAUUUAAAAUUAAGUAUAAUUUAAGUUGUAUUAAUUAAUGGAAUCUCGAAUUGAUGCUCCU
Molecule: messenger RNA, 2604 nt
Organism: Elaeis guineensis (African oil palm)
Lineage: Eukaryota; Viridiplantae; Streptophyta; Magnoliopsida; Arecales; Arecaceae
Product: protein PIN-LIKES 6
Biological process (GO): endoplasmic reticulum to cytosol auxin transport
Cellular component (GO): membrane
Source: RefSeq, a predicted model, not a curated record